AUGGCAGACGUGGGCUAUCAAUCAAACCUGGGCAUUAUGCGCCACUUCCUGGAUGAAUUCCGUUCGGUACUCCGGCAGGAGACUCCAGGCCGCAUCCCACGCCUGGCACUCAACUACAAUCGCGCCUCCUUGAGCCUGCUCUGCCAGUAUCCCAACAAGAAGUUGGCCCAGUUGGCUCUAUACCGAGGGAUUAACUGGUUCAUCAUGUGCAAUGUGAUGCUGGCCUUUUGGACCAUGGUCCUGGCUCUGCCCGAGUCCAAGAAUGUGAUUGAUUUGGGCGACGAUCUGGUGUGGCUAUCGGGGAUGGGCCUUGUCUUCACCAAGAUCUUUUAUAUGCAUCUUCGUUGCAAUGACAUCGAUGAGAUCAUCUGGGACUUUGACUACUACAAUAGGGAACUAAGACCAUAUCACAUGGAUGAGGAGGUUCUGGGCUGGCAGCGGCUCUGUUACCUGGCCGAAACGGGCCUGUAUAUCAAUUGCUUCUUUCUGGUGAAUUUCUUCAGUGCCGCUGUUUUCCUGCAACCGCUGAUCAGUAAGGGAAAGCUACCCUUUCAUGUCAUUUGGCCCUUUCAAUGGCAUCGCGCCGAUCUGCAUCCCAAGAUGUUCUGGAUUCUGUAUAUUUGGCUGAGUUGCACUUCGCAGCACAACCUCAUGAGCAUCCUGCACGUGGACAUGGUGGGCAUAACCACAUUCCUCCAGACGGCCCUCAAUCUCAAGCUGCUCUGCAUCGAGAUCCGUCGCCUGGGUGAGAUGAGAAAGGUCAGCGAUGCCCGUUUCCAUGAGGAGUUCUGUCGCGUGGUGAGGUUCCAUCAGCACAUCAUCAGCCUUGUAAAGCGAGCCAAUAGGGCCUUCAAUGGCACCUUUAUUGCCCAAAUGAUAGCCAGCUUCUCCUUGAUCUCUAUAUCCACCUUUGAGACCAUAGCAGCUGCCUCGGUGGAUCCCAAAAUGGCAGCCAAGUUUGUGCUCCUGGCCAUGGUGGCCUUUAUACAAUUGUCCACCUGGUGCAUCUCUGGAACUUUGGUUUAUACUCAGUCCCUGGAGGUGGCUCAGGCCGCCUUUGAGAUCAAGGAUUGGCACACCAAGCCACCUGAAAUCCAAAGGGACAUCUCCUUUGUGAUUCUGCGUGCCCAGAAGCCUCUCAUGUAUGUGGCCGAGCCCUUUGUGCCCUUUACCCUAGGAACCUACAUGAUUGUCCUUAAGCAAUGCUAUCGCCUGCUGGCCCUGCUGCGAGAAUCCAUGUAG
Messenger RNA from Drosophila serrata, 1242 nucleotides. It is a transcript of the gene Or47b, whose product is annotated as Odorant receptor 47b. Gene Ontology annotation, molecular function: odorant binding; olfactory receptor activity. Gene Ontology annotation, biological process: sensory perception of smell; detection of chemical stimulus involved in sensory perception of smell. Gene Ontology annotation, cellular component: plasma membrane. The record is from RefSeq and is a predicted model, not a curated record. NCBI's taxonomy places the organism in Eukaryota, Metazoa, Arthropoda, Insecta, Diptera, Drosophilidae.